This is a messenger RNA of Epinephelus moara (kelp grouper), 1392 nucleotides long. RefSeq names its product WD repeat domain containing 83 (gene wdr83). Gene Ontology annotation, molecular function: protein binding. The transcript is spliced from 10 exons. Bases 164 to 1117 code for a protein of 317 amino acids. Gene Ontology annotation, cellular component: catalytic step 2 spliceosome. Gene Ontology annotation, biological process: mRNA splicing, via spliceosome. NCBI's taxonomy places the organism in Eukaryota, Metazoa, Chordata, Actinopteri, Perciformes, Serranidae. The record is from RefSeq and is a predicted model, not a curated record.
UGCGCGAACUAGCAAACUUGAUGGGUGAAAUGAAUGGAAGAUGCUGAUGGUUACAAACUGAAGAUAAACUUAUUAUUAUUAUAAUAUUAGCCGCGACAGGAAUAUCAACAUGGCGCUUCCCUAAAAUUAAACUCGGGAUAAAACAUUUCAAACAGGUAAUGUCAUGGCGUUCCCUCAGCCCAGACCUCAGGCUCCUCAGCUUCCCCAACAUCUGCUCAGGACCAUAGACUGUCAGCAAGGAGCCGUCAGGGCUGUUCGCUUCAACGCUGAUGGGAACUACCUGCUGUCUUGUGGCAGUGACAAAUCUCUAAAGCUGUGGAGUGUGAGCAGAGGGACGCUGCUGAAGACCUACAGCGGACAUGGAUACGAGGUUCUGGAUGCCGAUGGUUCCUAUGACAACAGCAAUCUUUGCUCCUGCAGCUCUGAUAAGACAGUGAUCCUGUGGGACGUCGCCACAGGCCAGGUCACACGCAAACUCAGAGGUCACGCAGGGAAAGUCAACUGCGUCCAGUUCAACGAGGAGGCAACUGUCAUCUUGUCUGGAUCCCUGGAUGGGACAGUUCGGUGCUGGGACACCAGAUCCAGGAGAUUUGAGCCCAUCCAGGUUCUAGACGAGGCUCGGGACAGCGUCAGCAGCCUGAAGGUGGCCCAACAUGAGCUUCUUACCGGGUCGGUGGAUGGCAGAGUGAGACGCUACGACCUGAGAAUGGGACAGCUGCACGUCGACUUCAUCAGCAGUCCCAUCACAUGUGUGUGUUUCAGUCAGGACGGUCAGUGCACUCUGAGCUCCAGUCUGGAUUCAACAGUCAGACUGCUGGACAAGAGCACCGGGGAAAUGCUGGGAGAGUAUACAGGGCACAAGAUGAAGGGCUAUAAGCUGGACUGCUGCCUGUCCAGUAAAGACACCCACGUCCUGAGCUGCUCAGAGGACGGACACGUCUACUGCUGGGACCUGGUGGAGGGAUCCUUGUCCCUGAAACUGCCAGUGGGGAAAGCUGUCGUCCAGUCGAUGUCCUUCCACCCCUCAGAAACCUGCCUCCUCACGGCCAUGGAGGGGCGCGUCCAGGUGUGGGGGGCAGAGCCAGAGGAAACAGAGGAGGAUGCAAUGGCCACGUAGAGAUGGUGAAAUAAGUCGGAAACUAUUUACAUGCUGACGGCCCUUAGAGUGGCAUGAAAACAUCUUAUUUAAUUUUUGUGUCCGUACACACAGGGUCGUUGGAGGUUUGGUACUGGAAAUGGAUCUGUAGCACAUUUAGGUCCAGUGAAAAGUAUCCAUGCUGGAGCGAUGAGGUUAUUCAGGAUAUCAGGUUUGUCAAAACAGGAAUAUCAGAAAACAUAAAACUACAUCACAAAGUAUGAAAGGCUCAUGAGCAGCUCAGAGUCUACGAAAAA